CAGCACGAGAACACGUGUUGGAGCCUUCUGGAAACCGACUCUCCUUUCGAGAGCGUCCGAGUCCAAGCAUUGCGGGCUUCCUACCAGCGGUACUUUUUACUUUUACUUCGCUGGCUGUGCUGCUUCGCCAUGUCUGCCGUUAAAGCUCUGAACCCAAAAGCAGAGGUGGCCAGAGCCCAGGCCGCCCUAGCGGUUAACAUCAGUGCCGCCCGGGGGCUUCAGGAUGUGCUGAAAAGUAACCUGGGACCGAAGGGGACCAUGAAAAUGCUGGUGUCUGGUGCAGGAGACAUAAAGCUGACCAAAGAUGGAAACGUCUUGUUACACGAGAUGCAAAUUCAGCACCCGACAGCAUCACUCAUUGCGAAGGUUGCCACGGCACAGGAUGACAUCACGGGAGACGGAACCACCUCCAAUGUCCUCAUCAUCGGUGAACUGCUGAAGCAGGCGGACCUCUACGUGUCGGAGGGUCUUCAUCCAAGAAUCAUCGCUGAGGGCUUUGAGGCGGCAAAAGAGAAAGCCCUGGCUGCUCUGGAGGAGGUGAAGGUGACUCGGGAAAUGGACAGAGAGACCCUCAUCAACGUAGCACGCACUUCCCUAAGGACCAAGGUCCACACAGAGCUGGCAGACCUGCUCACUGAGGCUGUAGUAGAUGCUGUGCUGGCCAUCGCUAAACCCAAUGAGCCAAUCGACCUGUACAUGGUGGAAAUCAUGGAGAUGAAGCACAAAACUGACUGCGAUACACAACUGAUCAGAGGUUUGGUGUUGGACCACGGUGCCCGACACCCAGACAUGAAGAAGAGGGUGGAGGAUGCCUACGUGCUGACCUGCAACGUCUCCUUGGAGUACGAAAAGACAGAGGUCAACUCCGGCUUCUUCUACAAGAGUGCAGGGGAGAGGGAGAAGCUUGUGGCUGCAGAAAGGAAGUUCAUCGAGGACCGCGUGCAGAAGAUCAUCGCCCUGAAGAACAAAGUCAGCCCCAAUGGAGAGAAGGGUUUUGUCGUCAUUAACCAGAAGGGUAUUGAUCCAUUCUCCCUGGAUGCUCUUGCCAAGGAAGGCAUUGUAGCCCUGCGCAGGGCAAAGAGGAGGAAUAUGGAGAGGCUCACCCUCGCUUGCGGUGGCAUUGCCAUGAAUUCAGUUGAUGACCUCACACCUGAGUGCUUGGGAAGUGCUGGGUUGGUUUAUGAACACACACUGGGAGAGGAGAAGUACACAUUCAUUGAGAAGUGUGGGAACCCUCGCUCAGUCACCCUGCUGGUGAAAGGACCCAACAAACACACCCUCACACAGAUCAAAGAUGCCGUAAGAGAUGGUUUGCGGGCAGUCAAGAACGCCAUUGAAGAUGGUAGUGUCGUGGCCGGCGCAGGUGCGUUCGAGGUGGCUGUGGCAGACGCUCUGGUAAAACACAAGCCCAAUGUGAAAGGCAGAGCCCAGCUGGGAGUCCAGGCAUUUGCAGAUGCUCUCCUAGUCAUCCCCAAGGUUUUGGCCCAGAACUCUGGCUAUGACCCACAGGAGACCCUGCUGAAGCUGCAGACGGAGUACAAAGAGUCUGGUCAGCUAGUUGGAGUGGACCUCAGCACAGGGGAACCCAUGGUGGCAGGAGAAGCAGGUGUAUGGGAUAAUUACAGCGUUAAGAAACAGCUUCUCCAUUCAUGCACGGUGAUCGCCAGCAACAUCUUGUUGGUGGAUGAGAUCAUGCGAGCUGGAAUGUCUUCCCUCAAAGGUUAAAAGGUCAAGUGAAGAAGCUGCAUCUGUUAUCAUACUCGCAGGGAUAGUUGUUUACCUGACGGUUCAGUCAACGUGUUCCCGCUCUUGGAACUUUGAAGCACCCCCGCUGCCCGCUGUAAACACCACGGCAUCCAUCACAGCGUCUGUCAGAAACCAUUGUUUUGCUAGUCAUUGUUUUUUUCAUGGAUUUGUCAAUGCCUCCCUCUGAUUGGUUUAUUUAUGAGAUUUUGUUAAAAGCACUGACCUCUCAACUCACUCAGUUUUGUUUCUACCCAUUAAAAGUUUUCAUGGCUCUUGAAA
Messenger RNA from Siniperca chuatsi (mandarin fish), 2025 nucleotides. It is a transcript of the gene cct6a, whose product is annotated as chaperonin containing TCP1, subunit 6A (zeta 1). Gene Ontology annotation, molecular function: ATP hydrolysis activity; ATP binding; ATP-dependent protein folding chaperone. Bases 130 to 1725 code for a protein of 531 amino acids. The record is from RefSeq and is a predicted model, not a curated record. The transcript is spliced from 13 exons. Gene Ontology annotation, biological process: protein folding. Gene Ontology annotation, cellular component: chaperonin-containing T-complex. Lineage: Eukaryota; Metazoa; Chordata; Actinopteri; Centrarchiformes; Sinipercidae.